Messenger RNA from Mytilus trossulus (common blue mussel), 2962 nucleotides. Its product is annotated as importin subunit alpha-1-like. The transcript has 11 exons. Gene Ontology annotation, cellular component: nucleus; cytoplasm. The coding region runs from base 199 to 1761 and encodes 520 amino acids. Gene Ontology annotation, biological process: NLS-bearing protein import into nucleus. Gene Ontology annotation, molecular function: nuclear import signal receptor activity; protein binding. Lineage: Eukaryota; Metazoa; Mollusca; Bivalvia; Mytilida; Mytilidae. The record is from RefSeq and is a predicted model, not a curated record.
UCAAAACGAAACGGCAAAAUGACAUUUUAUAUUACCCGGAAUUUUUAAAAGGCAGAUUCAAUAAACGCAUAGAGAAGAAAACAAGUAUUGGCAAAAUUGUACCAGAAACCAAUAUUGCAGUAAAGAAAUAUUUCAAUCUUAUUGAAACAGUAUUAACGAAGAUAUCAGUAUUUCAGAUUUAAAAGAAAGCUGUAAAAGAUGCCUUCCAAUGAAAAUGCUCGUAUUAAAACCUACAAAAACAAAGGAAGAGAUGUCGAUGAGAUGAGAAGACGUAGAAAUGAAGUUUCUGUAGAACUAAGAAAAUCUAAGAAAGAUGACCAGCUGUUGAAAAGGAGAAAUGUGGCUAUAGAUGAAGAACCUACCAGUCCUUUAGGAGAUGCCUCAAAUAAAACCAAUGCCUCAGGACUGACAUUAGUUGAGAUUAUAGCAGGCAUUAACAGUACAGAUGCUGCUACUCAGCUACAGUGUACACAGGGAGCCAGAAAACUGCUGUCAAAGGAAAGAAACCCUCCUAUUGAUGAUAUUAUACAUGCUGGUGUUAUACCUCGAAUGGUGGAAUAUCUUGCUCACAAUGACAGGCCAGAUUUGCAGUUUGAGGCUGCUUGGGCUUUAACCAACAUUGCCUCAGGAACCAGUGAUCAAACAAAAGUUGUGGUCAAGGCCGGAGCUGUCCCUCCAUUUAUAAAACUUUUAGAAUCUUCUCAUCAUAAUGUUUGUGAACAAGCUGUCUGGGCUCUUGGUAAUAUUGCAGGUGAUGGACCAGAGCUGAGAGAUUAUGUUACUGAGAUGGGAAUUGUUGAACCACUUUUAAGAUUAAUAAAAACAGAUACACCACCUGCAUUUUUGAGGAAUGUCACAUGGACUUUGUCAAACCUUUGUAGAAACAAGAAUCCCCCACCAAAGUUUAAGAUAGUUCGUCAGUUUUUACCAACAUUAGCCAGACUACUUCAUCACACAGAUAGAGAAGUUUUAACAGACACAUGCUGGGCUUUGUCAUAUCUCACUGAUGGUACUAAUGAUAAAAUACAGGAAGUUGUAGAUAGUGGUGUGGUACCGAGACUUGUUGAAUUACUGGCUAGUAAUGAAGUCCCUGUGAUAACUCCAGCAUUACGUGCUAUAGGAAACAUUGUUACUGGUGAUGAUCACCAAACACAACUUGUUCUGGAUCACAACUGUCUCGACCCCUUCCACGAAUUGCUCAAACAUCCCAAAAUCAAUAUACAAAAAGAGGCUGCAUGGACGAUAUCAAAUAUAACUGCUGGAAAUACAGCUCAAAUACAACAAGUUGUAGAUAAACAGUUGUUACAACCUAUACUGGAAAUACUUAUCAAGGGUGAUUAUAAAAGUCAGAAAGAAGCAGCCUGGGCAAUUACAAACCUGACAUCAGGAGGCACUGUUGAACAGAUAGCUUAUUUGGUACAGUUAGGAGCCAUCAAACCCCUAUGUGAUCUACUGACUGUCAAGGAGGCUAAAGUCUCACUAGUCAUUCUGGAUGCUGUUAAUAAUAUUAUAACGGCAGCAGAAAAGAUCGGCCAGCAAGAGAUUGUAUGUGUAAUGGUUGAAGAGAGUGGUGGUCUAGAUAAGAUUGAAGAUUUACAGAACCAUGAGAAUGAACAUGUGUACAAGGCAGCUUUAGAAUUGAUAGAGAAAUGGUUCGGUGGAGAGGAAGAGGAUGAGAGUUUAGCUCCCACAUCUACAGAUGGUAAUGCCUAUCAAUUCAAUGCAGCAGCAACCAUUCCACAACAAGGUUUCUCUUUCUAAUCUCAGGACAUUGGAAAAGUAGACUGUGAUAUCAAUUAAAUGAUUAGGAUGAUGUUGUCUUAGUGAGGUUAAAUGCUGAGAAACGUUUUAAUAAGAACAGAGAAGCAUAAUACUGCAGUGAAAUUAUAAUAGAAUACAAAGUGCUAUCACUGUUUCCAUGUUAUGUCUAUUUGUAAAGUGCUCAAUUGUACUAAUAUUUUUAAUAUGGAAGAAUUUAUGAUUUUGAAACUGUUAAUAUAUUAUUUCUUGUCUAAAAAGAGGCAACAUAUUGUAAAAGUUUAAUUUAUAUUAUUUUUAAUAACACGUGAUGUAUCAGAAAUUAAUUCACUUAGAUGCACAGAGUUGUUUAAUAUAAAAAUGAUCGGGAAAAUUUUUUGUCAUCUGAGAAAAAUAAAUUGACAAUAGGGUUGCAAUGAUACAAGUAUAAUUCUCUUUUAUUUGAACCAAUGCUUUACAAAUAGUUCUUUAUCCUUUAGAAAGAAAUAGUCAGUGUUACAACCUGUUCUAGCAAGGUAAAAUUAUUUUUUUUACACAUAUUUUGUCCACUUCUAAUGUAUUGUGGUUAUUAACAUCAUUGCAAUCCUAGUCUAGAAGAGAGAUAAAUGUGCAAUAACAAAAUGUAAAUGCUCAAAAUGCCAUGUCGUGUGUAUAAAGUAAGCAUGUUAUUCAUGGGCUAUUCCAGAAAAAAAAUGUGGGAUUUGGGGGUUUGAAGAAUGCUUUCUUCCAAAAAAAAACUGGUUUUAAGUCUUUUCAUGUACCUAUAUGUUCAUUUUAGUGCCUUCUAGUCCAUUCUCAUUUAAAAAAAAAUCUGGAAUAGCUCUCAAAAGAUUAAUGAUCUCAGUUUACUGUAACAUUGUCUCUAAUGCUCAAUUUUGAGUUAUGGGUACAGUAUUGUGGUCACUCAUAAGACCACUGAAUGUAUGUCCUGUCAAUACAAUAUACAUGGAUACACAGUAGCUUUGUGAGUGAGCUGUUAAACUGUAUCUAUAUCAAUAUGUAUUCCUUCAUGUGAAGAUGCUAGUUAAUAAUAGUGCUAUUAAUUAUUUUGAAAGGAGUUCUGGCAACUUGCUGUAAAUGUAUGUGAAGUAUGAAAUUUUAUUCUCAUUUGUGUAUGAAUGUCCUUUCAUCUAGUCUUUCUUUCGAUCUUGUCUAUCAUUUUGUACAUUUCAUUCAUAUCAACAGAUAAAAAAAACAAAACUUA